CAGAAACAUAAGCAAUGAAAUUCUAUGAAAGGUGAAAAAACAAAUCAAUACACACUACAAUUAUGAAUUUCUGUCUGAUGCUUGAGGGACUACAACAAAACAAAAUAGAAAUUGGUUUGAAUGAGAAUUAAAGUGGGAAUGCAUUACAAGUUCAUGAUCUAAUCUUCAACAUAGAGUAACCAAGUUACAAACAUCAGAUAAUCACAGAGGCAAGUUUUGCAAGAAUGGAGGUAACUAAACUACCACUUGUGUUCCAGGACAUACCAAAAAGAACAGAGAGAUUUGAUAAAGAAUAUGCAUAUAGUACACGACAUAACUACGGAAAGAAGGGAAGAGAACGUGUGGAUGGUGGAAGACCAAGUAGUGCAAGUAUCUUUGUUGGUGGCUUUGUCUUGGGUGGAAUUGUUGUUGGAGCACUAGGUUGUAUAUAUGCACCCCAGAUCAGCAAGGCACUGGCAGGAGCAGACAGGAAAGAUUUGAUGAGAAAGCUGCCAAAAUUCAUAUAUGAUGAAGAGAAAGCCUUGGAGAGAACACGCAAAAUCUUGACUGAGAAGAUCGCGCAGCUGAACUCUGCCAUAGAUGAUGUCUCUUCGCAGCUCCAUGCUGAUGAUACCCCAAAUGGAACUGCUGUAAGCCCGGAUGAACUUGAGGCUUCCAUAUGACAACUGUUCAAAAGA
Camellia sinensis is the source of this 677-nucleotide messenger RNA. The record is from RefSeq and is a predicted model, not a curated record. NCBI's taxonomy places the organism in Eukaryota, Viridiplantae, Streptophyta, Magnoliopsida, Ericales, Theaceae.